AUGAUGACGCUACUUCUCCCUUUGCUUCACCCCCAACCAAGGGACCUCAUCCAUUUGCUGGAUAUCCUUGAGGCGCGCCCCGACGUCGACGCGGCGCGCAUUGGGAUGGGCGGCAUCUCCCUGGGCGGCAUGCUGACCUGGCUGGUGGCGGCGGCGGACGACCGGGUGUCCGUCUCAGCCCCCUGCCUGGGCGUGCAGAACUGGGGCUGGGCGGUUCGAAACGACAGCUGGCAGGCGCGGCUGGGGUCGAUCCCCCUGGUGGGGGCGGCGGCGGCGGCGGAUAUGGGGAAGCUGCGUCCAGACGCUGAGGUCGCGGAGGCGCUCUGGAGGAAGCUUCUGCCCGGCCUGCUGGACUCCUACGACACGCCGCUGAGCCUGCCCUGCGUCGCGCCGCGCCCCCUCGCCGCCAUCAACGGGGCCCUCGACGCCCGCUGCCCGCUCCCGGGCCUGCGUGAGGCGCUCGCCGCGGCGCACGGCGCGUACGGCGCCGCGGGGGCGGAGGCGGGGGCGCUGCAGCUGCGGGUGGAGGAGGGGGUCGGGCACGUGUACACGCCAGCGAUGGCGGCCGCGGCCGCUGAGUUCUUUGCUGAGUGGCUUUGA
Messenger RNA from Monoraphidium neglectum, 600 nucleotides. RefSeq lists its product as hypothetical. The record is from RefSeq and is a predicted model, not a curated record. The coding region runs from base 1 to 600 and encodes 199 amino acids. The transcript has 3 exons. Lineage: Eukaryota; Viridiplantae; Chlorophyta; Chlorophyceae; Sphaeropleales; Selenastraceae.